AUGGCACUGGUUUUGCCAAGGUUUAUAGUCAUCAACUUCAAUGACAACGACGAGAAGGACAACAAGAGACAUUACAUGGGCUACAUCAAUGAAAAAGGGAAAGACUACAAUGGGUACCUUGCGUUCACUGAAACUCAGGCUGUGAGUGCAUAUGCCAAAUUUAAAGUGGAGACUGCUAAUAGAAAUGGUUUGGUGCACAUAAGAAGCUCUCAAAACAACAAAUACUGGUUACAAACCAAAGAGAAUAACAACAGAGGAGAUUUCGCCCGGAUUACUGCAACUGCCGAAAACCUAGAGAACGACCAAUGCAAGGUGUCUUGUACGUUGUUCAAGUUUAUCAUUGAAGAUGCUGCAACAAAUAUGUACCGAAUAGUACAUAUCCAGUCAGGAUGCUAUUUAUCAUCAAAGUGGCGGGCAUCAAACUUUCCUUGUUUUGUGGGAGCAAAUGAUAAAACUUGUCAAGGAACAUUUAUGAUGUCAAAUAUGAUAUGGAGAAUUCAAGGGGCAGAUUCUAACGAGAAUAGCAACAAUAACAAGCAUACCUUGUUUCACCCCAUUAAAGUUGACUAUCAAACUAUAGGUCUUCUCAACUUGGGUAACAAUCAUUUCUACAAGUGCCUAACAAUCGAGGGAAAGAAAAGCUGCCUUAAUGCAGCAACCCCCACUGUCACCAAAGAAGCCAAGCUAAAGGUGGAAGAGCAUGUUUUGAUAUGGAACAUUUAUGAUGUCAAAUAUGAUAUGGAGAAUUCAAGGGUUUAUGGUGAAACAGUCCUUGUCGUGGCUAAGAAUUCUGCCAUCAACAAUACCCAGCAAACCUCAAAUUUAGACGUGAAGCUCUCUUACACAAAUACCAGGACUAGUAAUUGGAAAACUAUGCUUUACCUGAAGUUAGGAAUGAAAGCCACCAUGGACUUUAGUAUUCCACUCAUUUUCUAUGGAAAGAUUGAAAUUUUUGGUGAAGUUCAAUCAGGAGUUGAGUGGGGAGAGAUCACAACGACGACCACUGUACUGAAGGUUGUGCACAAAGUUGUUGUCGCACCAAUGAGUAAGAUGACGGUAUCUCUAAUUGCAACAAAUGGUAAAUGUGAUUCUCCCUUCACAUUCAUGCAAAAGGACACACUUUACAAUGGGAACAUUAUCACCACUGAAGUGCAAUGCGGCACUUACACCGGUUCUAAUUUCUAUAGCAUCAAAUUUGAAACCAAGCAAGACAAGAUCUAA
Molecule: messenger RNA, 1221 nt
Organism: Dioscorea cayenensis subsp. rotundata (Guinea yam)
Lineage: Eukaryota; Viridiplantae; Streptophyta; Magnoliopsida; Dioscoreales; Dioscoreaceae
Product: natterin-3-like
Exons: 1
Coding region: 1-1221 (406 amino acids)
Source: RefSeq, a predicted model, not a curated record